AUGUCCUCCUUCCCAUCCUCUACCCGGGCCUCCCAUGGCCACUCCAACUCGUCGCACCGUCAAUUCCCCGCCUACAACCCGGUCGCCGCCGUGACCGCUCCCGCGGGCACAUUCUUGCCCGGGACCAAGGUCCAGGUGGGCAGUCACCGCGUCGUGGUAGAGAAGUAUCUUUCGGAGGGCGGGUUUGCUCAUGUCUACGUGGUGCGGUUGCCCAAGGGGGCCAAGGGCUCGGAAACGGCCGUGCUGAAGCGAGUUGCUGUCCCCGACAAGGCGGCGCUCGCCAACAUGCGCACCGAGGUCGAGACGAUGAAGAAGCUCAAGGGCCACCGGCACAUUGUCACCUACAUCGAUUCGCAUGCCUCCCAGCUUAGUGGAGGCGGUUUCGAGGUCUUCCUGCUCAUGGAAUACUGCGCGGGUGGCGGUCUGAUCGAUUUCAUGAAUACCAGGCUCCAGAAUCGCUUGACAGAACCUGAAAUCAUCAAGAUCUUCUCGGAUGUUGCCGAGGGUGUGGCCACUAUGCAUUACCUGAAGCCGCCUCUGCUCCAUCGGGAUCUCAAGGUUGAGAACGUCCUGAUCUCGCGUUCCGGGGGUUCGUCUUGUUACAAGCUGUGUGAUUUUGGAUCCUCUGCACAGCCGCGUCCAGCGGCCAAGACGGCCGCCGAGGGUCGAUUGAUUGAGGACGAUGUGCAGCGACACACGACGAUGCAGUAUCGCAGCCCGGAGAUGAUUGACGUUUACCGGAAGCAGCCGAUUGAUGAAAAGAGUGAUAUCUGGGCGCUUGGUGUGUUCCUGUACAAGUUGUGCUACUAUACCACUCCAUUCGAAGAGGUUGGGCAGAUGGCCAUCCUCAACGCCACCUACAAAUUCCCCUCUUAUCCUUCCUUCUCGGAACGGCUGAAGACAUUUAUCGCAUCAAUGCUCAAAGAAGAUCCGCGGAAGCGCCCAAACAUCUACGAGGUGGUGCGCGAGGUGUGCAGCAUGCAGAAGAAGGAUGUUCCCAUUCGCGAUAUCUACUCUAAUCGCACCGCCUCCGAGGCGCGUCGAAACCAAGAACUGCCACCCACACCCACAGAGGCUCCUGCAGUGGGUGCAAAAUUCUCACCACAUAUUCAGGAGACCAAAAUCAUUCCUGAAAUUGCACCUAUGCGCCGAGGACGACCUAGCAAGCCCCAAUCAUCUCAACCUAACUCCGCUAAACCAAGCCCAUCUCCUUAUCGGGGCCGGGGCGACUCAACAAGUUCACCCACUGAUCCCUUUGAAGCUUUGGACGGUGGCGUUGCCAGGAGGAAGAAAGUCGCAGACGAGCUGUCCAAUCGAUUCCCGACUUUGGAUCAGUUUAAUAUUUUACACGAGAAAGCGGACAGGUUCAAUUUCGAGCCGACAGCGGAGCCCUCCAAGUCGGACGAGGACGUCUCCCAGAGACUCACCAAUGCCUUGGCCGACGAAGCCUUUGCUCCGCGCCCGUCGCAGGAGCAAGAAACUCGGCGAUCGCAGGUCUCACCCGUGCGGUCUCCGCCUGCGCGUAACGCUCCUCAGCAAUCCGCGCCGCUGUAUCAGCCUACUCCUCAGCGGCCCUCAAUGGUUUCAACCGGGACAAUGACUUCUCCUGCACAGACACCUCGUAUAUCAGAGCCGAAGAUAUCCAGUCGACCGAUUUACCGGUUCCCGACAUCGGACGAACGGCGGCCUUCCAGUCAGCCAUGGGCUGACGAGGAGCGGACAACGCACAAGGGCUCGCCCGGUUUCCGGGGGGAGAUCGAUCUCCCGCGCGAAUCCGAAACAAGUCGGUCCUCUGUGGAUCUGUCUCGCAUGCAAUACGAGGAAGGAGCACCGCCGCGAUCAGUUCGUAUGGAUGUCGAGGACCGGGCCAACAUUUCGUCAGAUGUCGCCUAUUUGCGCGCAAUGGAAGAAGAAGAGAGUAAUCGGAAACGCGAGAAACGAUCCAGCAGUGGUUCGAAGCACAUAAAGCGCAGCAGUCUGUCCAGUCUGUCCCUCUCGGGGACCAAGUCCUUGUUUGGUGGCCGCUUUGGUGAUGCAUUCCGUCGUUUCGAAAGCAGCAACCAGGAUGCGCCGCCCACACCGUCGGUGGAGCAGCAAGCUGUGCUUGAACCCGCCGAUGAUAGUCCCCCGCCGGACGAGGAUGUCAUUCUGGAUGACCUCGAUCGCGAUGACAUCUCCCCGGAAAUGCGCCGCGAGUUGGAGCGUCGCCGUCUGUCCCAGGAGGAGAAGAGGGUCGCCAACGCCGCGGCUGAGUACCGGCGCCGGGUCGCUGAAGGGGAAGGUGGAAGAACGGGUGGCGAUGGGCCCCGCGCCCGUGCAAUCCAGAACAAGGUGCAAUCCUUGUUUGGCGAGUCUAACAAGCCCGCGCCGCCGCCCAAGACCGCGACCGGGUACGGCCACUACACGGAGUCAACCCCCGCUUUGCAGGCAAAGCACGAGGUGCAGUCAUCCCGCUCUGAGGCGCCACGAAGCAUUUCCCAAACUCCAGGCUCCGUUUACGGUGGUCGCGAAGGGCCUACGUCUCCCCCAGACCGUGAAGGAGGUGCCAGUGCGCCUCUCCCGCAGUCUUCGACGGGUUACUCCUCGGGCGCGCGGCCUGGAUCGCGUCCGGCGGCACCCCCGAAACCCAAAAAUCUCCGGGUUGGCGGUGGGCAAGGGACCUCCCAGCCCAGUACAGGACAGGAUGCCAGUCACGCGACUCCCACUAGCCCGGGUGAUGACUGGGAAGCCCAGUUCAGCCGCCGAUUCCCUAGCCUUUCGGGACUGGAGAUGGAGACGGAGAUCAAAUCGCCCAAGUAUCACAGCCUGCGGACACGGAAAGUGUAG
This is a messenger RNA of Penicillium riverlandense, 2826 nucleotides long. RefSeq names its product putative serine/threonine protein kinase. Gene Ontology annotation, molecular function: ATP binding; protein serine/threonine kinase activity. Lineage: Eukaryota; Fungi; Ascomycota; Eurotiomycetes; Eurotiales; Aspergillaceae. The record is from RefSeq and is a predicted model, not a curated record. Gene Ontology annotation, biological process: protein autophosphorylation; actin cortical patch assembly; peptidyl-threonine phosphorylation. The transcript is spliced from 4 exons. Bases 1 to 2826 code for a protein of 941 amino acids. Gene Ontology annotation, cellular component: cytoplasm.